This is a messenger RNA of Doryrhamphus excisus (bluestripe pipefish), 3078 nucleotides long. RefSeq names its product pleckstrin homology domain containing, family F (with FYVE domain) member 2 (gene plekhf2). NCBI's taxonomy places the organism in Eukaryota, Metazoa, Chordata, Actinopteri, Syngnathiformes, Syngnathidae. Gene Ontology annotation, cellular component: early endosome. The record is from RefSeq and is a predicted model, not a curated record. Gene Ontology annotation, molecular function: phosphatidylinositol binding; metal ion binding. Gene Ontology annotation, biological process: endosome organization; endosome to lysosome transport.
GCAUAAACUAAUACGUCAUUAGUCAGCAAUCCUUGGACACCAUACAAAUGCGCCCCCUAGUGCAGGGAUGACCUCAUGGCAACCUGGUGAGCCUGUGCUGCGUUCUGGACAACUGGGAACUGAUGUUGGACUUCAACUCAUAAAUACAGCACAUUGCUGUAUAUACAUAAAUACUAUGCAGUAGUAUAGCUAAUUAACACUUACAAUCCCAUCACCACAGUAAUCUUAGCCUAAAUACUUUACACAGUGUACCUCAAAUUUUGUCUGACUUAUUUCGUUCUGAGGUCGUCGACCUGAUUAGUACUGUGAUGUCCGACGUUCCUUCGUCACAUGAAGGCAACGCGUUGCUCAGCUGCCAUGUUGUUGUUUUUUCUCUCCGAGGCAGUGGCUGACUUUGUGGCUGCCUGCUGCUGGUCUUCAGCGGACUCUUUCUGAUGACAUGCUCUGCUCUGCUCGGUGAUCUUCUCUCUGCUCGACUCACUCUUUCGGCCACACACAGCAGCCUCGCGACGUGCCGCCUGGUGAGGUGAAGAUGGUGGACCGGCUUGCCAACAGCGAGGCCAACUCCAAGCGCAUCGCACUGGUGGAGAGCUGCUUCGGGGCAGCGGGGCAGCCCCUGGCCAUCCCGGGCCGCGUGCUGAUCGGUGAGGGUGUGCUCACCAAACUGUGCCGCAAGAAACCCAAAGCACGGCAAUUCUUCCUCUUCAACGACAUACUCGUGUACGGCAACAUCGUCAUCCAGAAGAAGAAGUACAACAAGCAGCACAUCAUCCCGCUGGAGAGCGUCACCAUCGACACGGUGCCCGACGAGGGCGAGCUGCGCAACGGCUGGCUCAUCAAGACGCCCACAAAGUCCUUUGCCGUCUACGCCGCUACCGCCACCGAGAAGUCCGAGUGGAUGAACCAUAUCAGCAAGUGUGUGGGCGAGCUGCUGGAGAAGAGCGGCAAAGCGCCCACCAGCGAGCACGCUGCAGUCUGGGUGCCCGACUCGGAGGCCACCGUGUGCAUGCGCUGCCAGAAGGUCAAGUUCACGCCCGUCAGCCGCCGCCACCACUGCAGGAAGUGCGGCUUCGUGGUGUGCGGGCCAUGCUCAGAGAAGAAAUACCUCCUGCCCAGCCAGUCAUCCAAGCCCGUCCGCGUCUGUGAGUUCUGCUACGGGCAGCUGACGUCAGGAGCCCGCUCCGACUCCUUUGGCCGGCCGCACUCCAACUUCAGCAACAUGUCUGACGACGAGGACGAAGACGACAGCAGUGACUGAGACGGCGGGACGGGCGUUAGGCGGACGGCCAAGCCUCCUCUCUUGGAAUUCCAGCAGGGAUGAAACACUUCCCAGAACUGAAUGAUGGCAUUUCUAUGGGCUUGUCACUACUACGCUGUGAUCCAGAUGAUAGACACGCCCCUUUGGCCCCUAACUCCUCCCCCUUCUGUCCCCAGCCAACUACACUAGCUGAUCAUCUCUACAGGGAAAAAGCAUCUCAGUUCUAAGGGCUUUAUUUUCUAUCACCAAUGAUAUAUUUUACUACAAGGAACCACAAGGUCUGAAUCCAGCUGCUCACAACAAAUCAAGUCUGUGCCUCCGCUCUCACCUUAGUGCCUUCUAGAACAAUCACCCCCCUCGACAGACCCCGCCCCCACCAAGAGCUUGGUGCUUUGGAGUUCACCAGCAGUUGUGUACCCACAUCAUGUCCUGCAGACACCAUGGCAACGGCAUUUACUGUAUUUUUAUUUCCGUCGAGACACUAAUGCAAAAGCUUUUUGUCUAUUUGAGGGAACACAAUGGCAAGUCAUUCAUGUCAUUUACCGUUUAAUGAAUGACAUGGCUGCUGAAGCACAACAACUUUUUAUAUGCAGCGCUAGCUGAGAACAGAUGGUGCUUGUUAGCCAUCAUGAUGUUCCUGUAAGGCAGCAGUAGUAGGACUGGGAAACAUGGACAGAAGUAUUGGGAUUGGGGGGGGGUGAUUCUGCAGUUCUGAAACCAGCAGAGGGCCCAGUCUUACAAGUCAAUUCAUGCAACAUUUUCCAGCAGGAAGAUGCUUUGACGAGACGUGAUGUUGUAUUAACGGCGCCAUAAUGUGUAGAACUUAAUUUGAAAUGAAAACAUGAGAGGCAUUUUAUAUUCAAAAUAGGCAGUGUUAGGGUUAGGGAUUGAGUUUUUCAUGGGGGUUAUGAUCCAAGACCAAGAAUAGCAGGAAAUGACUGUAUAACAUCAUCCAUUCCUCUGAAACUGAAAGGUUUCAGACUGUGUACUGUUGUGAUAUCCUCCUGCCUUUAUGGAACUUGCACAGGAUCUGAAAAGGGUCUUCCCCAAGAAAGAUUAAGGGACAACUAAGGACCUGCCAUUCAUUCAAUAGGAGUCCCAAUACUUUUGUCCAUGUUGUUUCUUUUAGUUCUUUGACUUUUCAAAUAUAUAUUUUUGUUGCGGGAUAAUUCCCUUCUGUCAGUUAGGAAAUGAGUUGUCCUACCCUGGGGAAUAUUGCUUGCCAGUGCUUGUGCAACUUAAAGAUGCCCACUUGCCCUUCCUCGCUCUGACAUGUCACCCACCACGCAACCAGGAAGUGAAAAGUCCAGCGUAGUUUCUCUUCCCAGCCGAGGGUUAAAGUCGUGUAUGAAAGGAGAAGAAAGGGAUUUUUUUCUGUUUUGUUUGUCUUCAGUGUUAAAAAGUUGGUAAAAACCAAUGAUCCAGACUAUUCAUUGAUUUUGUCUAAUCUUGUCAUCAGGGCCGUCCACACAAUGAUAACAGAGUGUCUCUAGUGUGCCGUCUAACAAACUGCUUGUGUGGACCCUGAAUGCAGCAUCAAUCAAAUCCACUCUGCCUAAAAGGUCGAAAACUGCUUUGAAAACAUGGGCGGCUUUAUGGAAUGAUGUCCUCUUUAUUAGUCUUGUUUCUUCCGUUGUGUUUUGUUUUUAAAAGCAUCUAAAAAGGGCUUAAAUUAGAACGUAAAUGCAGCUUAAUUCAUGAACGACCACUACAGAUUCCUCUGCGUGCAUUCAUGUACGAGUGUGUUGCUUCAAGCCAACCUCUUGUCUGAUCUUCAUUCUUUCCCCCAGAGGGAAAAACUAUAAAAACAUGAAAUGGAA